Scheffersomyces stipitis CBS 6054 is the source of this 579-nucleotide messenger RNA. RefSeq names its product 40S ribosomal protein uS9 (gene RPS16A). The record is from RefSeq and is a predicted model, not a curated record. Gene Ontology annotation, biological process: maturation of SSU-rRNA from tricistronic rRNA transcript (SSU-rRNA, 5.8S rRNA, LSU-rRNA); translation. Lineage: Eukaryota; Fungi; Ascomycota; Pichiomycetes; Serinales; Debaryomycetaceae. Gene Ontology annotation, cellular component: cytosolic small ribosomal subunit; ribosome. Gene Ontology annotation, molecular function: structural constituent of ribosome; RNA binding. The coding region runs from base 1 to 429 and encodes 142 amino acids. The transcript is spliced from 2 exons.
AUGUCCACCCAAUCUGUUCAAACUUUUGGUAAGAAGAAGACCGCUACUGCCGUUGCCCACGUCAAGGCCGGUAAGGGUUUAAUCAAAAUCAACGGUGCCCCAAUCACCUUGGUCCAACCAGAAAUCUUAAGAUUCAAAGUUUACGAACCAUUGACCUUAGUCGGUGUUGAAAAGUUCCAAAAUAUUGAUAUCAGAGUCAAGGUCACCGGUGGUGGUCACGUUUCUCAAGUUUACGCCAUCAGACAAGCUAUUGCUAAGGGUUUGAUUGCUUACCACCAAAAAUACGUCGACGAAGCUUCCAAGAACGAAUUGAAGAAGAUCUUCGCUUCUUACGACAAGACCUUGUUGGUUGCUGACUCCAGAAGAAUGGAACCAAAGAAGUUCGGUGGUCGUGGUGCCAGAGCCAGAUUCCAAAAGUCUUACCGUUAGAAGAGCUAUCAUAUUAUUACAACAUCGAUCCGUUCGUUGCAUAUACUAUAUUAUUCUACAGAUCAUGAAUAUUGUUUAUUAGGUACUCGAGGUUUAUUAAUAUCUUAACUUUUUUAAUACAACGUCAAAAAUACAAAUUUAUCAAAUUUG